AAAGAAAAGAAACACACUCAUUUUAUCUCAACCGAGCAACCAGCUACCGAGAGAGAGCCAUGGACCUCGCAACGGGGGCCAUGGGUAGUCUGCUCCUCAAGCUUGGCGAACUCCUCAAGGAGGAGUACCACCUCCAGACCAGCGUCAAAAAAGACGUCCAGUAUCUCGAGAGAGAGUUGAUGAGCAUGCAUGCUGCCCUCCGCAAGGUUGGGGACGUGCCACGGGAUCAGCUCGACGAACAGGUCAAGCUCUGGGCCGAGGAGGUCAGGGACAUGUCAUAUAAAAUGGAGGAUAUCGUCGACAAGUUCCUGGUGCGUGUCGAGGGCACUGAGCAUGCCGUCAAGCCACGCAAGCUCAAGCGGCUCAUGAAGAAGAUGGGCGGCUUGUUCACCAAGUUCAUGACAUGCCAUGCCAUUGGUGACAAGAUCAAAGGAAUCAAGGCCAGUGUCCAGGAGGUGGCUGACCGGCGUGACCGGUACAAGGUCGAAGAUGUGGUCCCUAAUCCAGCUGGCCUAGCCACGGUCGACCCUCGCCUAUCGGCUCUUUACAAGGACCGGAAAGAGCUAGUUGGCAUUGAUCAUUCAUUGAAUGAGCUAACCAAGAUGUUGAGUGAUGGGGAUGGUGAUGAAUCCAAGCGACUCAAGAUACUCUCUAUUUUUGGAUUUGGAGGCCUUGGCAAGACAACUCUUGCCAAAGCGUUGUAUGAUAGGCUCCAAGAGGAAUUCUAUUACAGCGCUUUUGUUCCCGUAAGACGGAAUCCUAGUGUGAAGAAACUUCUCAAUGACAUUCUCUUUGCAAUUAAAAAGCAAAUGUACCCGGGAUUGGAUGAAAGGCAGCUUAUUGACGAACUCCGAGGAUUACUUGAGAACAAAAGGUACUUCAUCGUUAUUGAUGACAUAUGGGAUACACAAACAUGGGAAAUAGUUAAGCUCGCUUUGGUGUGUAAUAAUUGUGGAAGCAGGAUAAUUACAACUACUCGUAUACUCGAAGUUGCCACAAUGACUGGUGAAGUAUACAGGUUACAACCGCUUUCCCAUGAUCUAUCCAAGGAUUUAUUUCAUAGAAGAUUAUCUUGUGGUGAAAUAAAACAGCCAAGUCAUCUUCCAGCAGAGGUAUACAAUAAAAUUCUACAUAAAUGUGGUGGUGUACCAUUGGCUAUAAUCACAAUAGCUAGUUUGCUCAUCAAUAAACCAGUGGAGCUUUGGUCCAAGGUAUACACCUCAAUGGGUUUUGGGCAUGAAGAGAACAAAGAUGUGGAUAACACGAGGAAAAUACUUUUAUUUAGCUAUUAUGAUCUACCUUAUCACCUAAGGACUUGCUUAUUGUAUCUGAGCAUAUACCCGGAAGAUCGUCUGAUUGAAAAAGAUAGCUUGAUAUGGAAGUGGGUUGGCGAAGGUUUCAUCCACGACAAACCAGGGGUAGGACUAUUUGAGAUUGGUGAGAGGUACUUCAACGAGUUGGUGAACAAAAGCAUGUUAAUGCCGGUAGAGACCCCACAAUAUCAUGGCAUCAUAACUGGGUGUCGUGUCCAUGACAUAAUACUUGAUAUGAUAUGUCUAUUGUCAAAGGAAGAAAACUUUGUUACUGUAUUGGAUAAUAAUGAGCAAUAUACAAAUUCACAUUGCAAUGAUCGUAGGCUAGCUGUUCAACAAAGCUUCAAACCGUUGGCUAGCACUUCUACAUUUCAAGCAAGGUCACUUAAUGCCAUGUGCAAUGCUAAGAUGUUGCCAUCACUUUCAUGCUUUGAAGUUUUGCGGGUCCUAGCUUUGGAAGGCUCAGCUAGUUCGCACAAUCCUAAUUAUCUUGAGCUUGUUGGAAAGUUAGUUCACUUGAGGCACCUCAAAGUAGCUAGCAUGGGUAUCCGUAAGCUCCCAAAGGAAAUAGGAAAUCUGAAGUUCUUGCUAGUAUUGGACUUGGGUGGAAACAGCGUAAGUAAACUUCCACAGAGUGUUGGUUGACUAAGUCAACUCAAGUUCUUGAACAUCAGUGAAACAGACAUUGAAGUGCCAAAUUGGAUUGGGAAUUUGACUUCUCUGGAAGAGCUAUGCCUAUAUAAAGUUGAUGAGCACUCGAACUUUGUGAUAGAGCUGUCCAAGUUGACAGAGUUGAGGAAGCUCCGCGUUUCUAACACUUUAGAACUGUGGACUGACAGUGCAAGGAAUGCUUGGGCAGAGUCUAUAGCUAAACUGAAUAAGAUCCAAACCAUUGACAUUAAUCUUAUUGCCUCGUUUAGAAUUCCUGCUGAUGAGAGCACCUGGGAACGGUAUGCCCUCUGUCCACAACUCCGUGUUCUACACAUGGCCUACGGAGAACCUGGGCUAGUGGCAAGGAUCAAUCCCCGUCUUCUUCCGAACCUCUCCCAUUUAGAACUAUUUGUAUGCACCUCGGAACUGGAGGUCUUUGGAAAUUUCCGAGAGCUUGUUACCCUGAAGUUGUGCUCGUGGUCAGCUCUCCACCAUGACACCAUGGGUGGUGCAGGUGCUUUCCCCAAGCUAAGGGUAUUCAAGACAGAAGCAACGAUUGGCUCAUUUUUAAAGGGAGAUAUGCCGAUCCUUGAAUCUCUCCAGUUUCGCGUUGUAGCCCAAUCCAAUGGUGAUGGCGUUAGCUUUGACUUUGACUUUGCUAGCCUAGGGAACCUCCCUUUGCUUCAGUUUGUCAAAGUCUUUUUACUUGCCCAUCCUGCGGACCACAAGAAGGCUGAGGAAACGGUGAGGCGUGCAAUUGAUAUGCUUCCCAACCGUCCCAGCCAUCGUAUCCAUUCAUAUGAUAUAAUAAUAAAUAGGAGCUAAACUUAUUGAUCUAAGCUAGCGGGUAUCUCGACAGCAAUCAAGGUACAUAUGUACGCUACCUAUCUAUCUAAGCAGUAACUUUUCCAAUCCAAAAUAAGUGUCGUAGUUUUGAGUUGAGGUUAUUUCAAAACUGGGACACUUAUUAUCUGCACGCCUUGUCUUUCUUUUCUUUCUAGAGUAAAUAACAUCAAUUGCAUGAAGAUCAACUGUAAAAAAAAAAGCAGUUCCAAUCUGAAUGCACGCUACAUAUAUCGUUCUCAUCAUUUUAAAAUAACCAUGCAUACUCCACAUGUCUGGUUUCUGAGAGUCACUUCAUACAUGUAGGCUGGCAGUAUUAACCAAUCACCGCGGAGAAAGAAAGAUAGUGAGAGACUUCCCUUUGUUUGCUCUAUGUAUUGUCUUUGGAAGCAAACAAAAAAACAUAUCUUUGCUUUGUUUUCUUUUGUAGCAAAUUGAAAAAAAAAUGGAAAGCAAAACAAAAGUGUCUCUUUGCUAUGUUUCUUUUGUAGCUAAUGAAAAAAUCACAAAAAAAUGAUUGUUUUACUGUCUUUUGUAGUAAUAAAGGAAAAAGAGAAUCACAAAAAUAUGUUUAUUUUGUGGAGUCUAGUAGUAUGUUAUUUGGUGGUUUAGCUAGGAGAAAAAAAAUCCAAAAAACUUGUUGGGUUCUCGUACCAUUUGUGUGUUGUGUCUUCCUGUGUACAU
This is a messenger RNA of Triticum aestivum (bread wheat), 3491 nucleotides long. RefSeq names its product disease resistance protein Pik-2. The record is from RefSeq and is a predicted model, not a curated record. The coding region runs from base 60 to 1958 and encodes 632 amino acids. The transcript has 3 exons. Gene Ontology annotation, biological process: defense response to other organism. Gene Ontology annotation, molecular function: ADP binding. NCBI's taxonomy places the organism in Eukaryota, Viridiplantae, Streptophyta, Magnoliopsida, Poales, Poaceae.